UUUGACAGAGAGAGCACAAGCAGGGGGAACAGCAGAGAGAGAGGGAGAAGCAGACUCCCUGCUGGAACAGGGAGCCCGAUGCGGGGCUUGAUCCCAGGACCCUGAGAUCAUGACCUGAGCCGAAGGCAGAUGCUUAACCGUCUGAGCCACCCAGGUGCCCCUAAAAUCUUUUUUUAAAAAGUCUCUUUUUAAUAUUUAAUUUUCAACUCUUGUUUCUAGUGAUUAAGUGUACCCUGAGAUUUAGGAGUUUGCAUUCUGGAAACUUACUAAAAAUCUGAGUCAGUGAUUAUCUUUCUAUUCUUUUUGGGUGCGAUCUACAUAAUCAUUUGACUUAUGAGUAAAGGAAAAAUGUUUUUCAGUUAGAAUAUUUUCUAGCUAAAACGACAUCAUUAGUUUUCUUUACAAGUGAUUGUAAAAAAUCAAGCAUGUACUACAUUUCAGCAGUAGAGAGAUGUCUGUGUCUAUCAUUACCAGUUAGUUGCUCAGGGUGAGAAGUACAUUUGGAUGCUUGAAAAGACCCUGAAAAGUGGGGGACUGUGUUCGCACUUUUCCCUGGGGAAAAAAAAAAAAGAAAAAGAAAUAAGACUUGAAAUGUGGUUUCAUGUUAAUCCAUUUAGAAAAAGCUAACUUGGGGGCGCCUGGGUGGCUCAGUCAUUAAGUGUCUGCCUUCAUCUCAGGUCAUGAUCCCAGGGUCCCGGGAUCGAGCCCUGCAUUGGGCUCCCUGCUCAGCCGGGAGCCUAUUUCUCCCUCUCCCACUCCCCCUGCUUGUGUUCCCUCUCUCGCUGUGUCUCUCUCUGUCAAUAAAUAAAAUCUUAAAAAAAAAAAAAAAAAAAAAAAAAGCUAACUUAUCUAACAACUAAAAACACAGAGGAGAAGAUAAAGAGGGAGUUAUUAAACUCAUUGUCUCUAACAGUGCAGUGACGUGUGAAGGCGUCUGUUGCUCCCAUCCUGCUAUAUGCAGCAGGGACAUGUGUUAAACAGGAACCAGCAUUCUCAAAUGUGUUCGGCAGACUGGUUGGUAUAUUCUCCGGUUCCACAUACUGUGAAAGCUCUCAUGAGCAUGUGCACCUUGACCCAAACAAGAGACAAGUAUAGACCCGUACCUGUUCAGUACAGAGAAGCAGUUCACCGUUGAAGACUAAAAAGGAGCUACAAGGAGGAUUAUAUACAAAGCUCCAACUGCUGGUUCACCUUCUCUGAAGCAGUUUGUGCUUCAGGGAUCAAGAGGAAGACAAGAUGAAGGCUUUAUGUAACACGAGAACUCCAUUAAUUGGAAACUUGGAAAACGUAGUAGAAUGGUUGUUCACUUAGUAUUUUGCUCCAUUGAGACGAGUGAUUGGAAGGGACUUGAUCUAUCUUUGAAAACUUACCACAUCCACUAAAAUAAGAUCUUAUAAGUUAACACUGGUUGUGUAUUAUUCCCCAUAUUUGUCCAUUUUCAGAGCUCAACAGGCUUCGCAAAAAAUGCAGUAGAGUGACACAUUCACCUUUUAUUAAGGCAGGUUUGUGAAAAUAAUCUAAUACAAUCGCAUCUCUUCAUGAACCGUGAGCUCUCAAUGUUUCUUGCCUGAGAAAUGACCUACACUGUGUUUGACAGGAAGCCCCCUCCAGACCAGGGAAGGAUCCCGAGAGAUGUUGAGCCUGGUUUACUCAUGGUCUCUCUUUCCUCAUCUCCAGGUCUGAUGACAUUCCUCGCCUUUAGCACCAGUUGUGUGUAUGGGCUGGUGAGACUAGAAGUACAUACCAGUCUCUGCCCCCGGUUCCUGAUACAGGGCUCCCGAAGCCCUUGUCACUUGCUGGGGGAUAGGAGCAUCUUUUGUUGCAUCUGGGUGGGCUCCUGGAUGGCUCCUGGUGGGGGCCGUUCACCGGAAAGACCUGCGGUGAUUAGAAGCUGGAACUUCUGUCCUGCCCCCGUUCUCUUAAGAAGGGGAUGGGCUGAAAGUGGAGCUAAUGGUCCAUCAUGCCAACGGGGUGAAGCCUCCAUAAAAAUCCUAAGAGAAGGGGGUUUAUGAACACAAUGCGGGGUGCAGGGAGGGUGGGGCACCCAGAGAAAGUAUGGACACUCCACACCCCUGCCCUAUACCUCCCUCUAUGCCUCUCUCGGUCUGGCUGCUCAUCUGUAUCCUUUAUCCAUCCUUUCCUACACUGGAAAACAUAAGUAAGUGUUUCCCCGAGUUCUGUGAGCCCUCCCAGCAAAUCACUGGAACCCCAGGAGAAAGUGUGGGAACCUGAUCUGCUGGUCGGUGUGUGUGUGUUUGGGUGGGGGCAGUCUCGUGGGGCUGAGCGCUUACCUGUGGGAUCCGACCCUGCCUCCGGGUCAGUAGCCUCAGGGUGAGUUUCCGUGUACAACCCUCAGCUGGUGUCGCACGGAACUCUGUGGGUCUGGUGACAGAGGUGACAGAAGGAAAGCGUUCUCUGGGGAGGUGGAGGAGGCACACACGGAGGAGAUAGAGCGGGAGGAACAGGUGUCCGCAGCACGGAAGAAGGAAGAGUGUAAGUGUUGCCUUAUGAGGCUGCACCCCAUCAACACGGCCCGUUCUCAGGACGCGCUCUGUGCUGGUCCCUUUUAUCUGCUGGCGUACGAUUCUGCAGUUUUGAAAGUUGUUCUCAUCUUGUUUCUGACCUGAUGGGCUCUGACGAUCCCACUUCGGAAUGUCGCAGGAUCCAUGGGACGGGUGCUUCUCCAGUAACUGUCCCUCCCAGAUGCAAACAACACUUAGGUUGUGGGCUAGGCUCGCCUAUACAUUUUUAUAAUUUUGUCUUAGGAUUCUGGGAUUUCUAGACACUAAAUCUGAUCAGCUGCUGAUAAUGAAGUUUACCUUUCCCUUUGUAAAUCUUUCACCAAUUCCUUGUUUUCUGUUGCCGCACUGGCCAGGCCUUCACAGGUGUAGAAUUGUAUAUAUGCCUCCUUAGCUUCUGGUUCCUGAUCUCGGAGGAGACCGGUCACAUGGGGAGUUGGCUCUUGGUUUCGUUCAGACACAUUUUUUUCCUGGUGGUGCAUGUUUCCAUCUGGUCUCUAAGUCAGUCGUCAUUAAUGUGCCGUGACAUGAGACAGGCAUGUCCUCCGCACGAAUGGAUUGGAAGCCUGUAGUUCAUGUGUCCUGUUUCCAUUAGUGGGGCAAAUUAUACUCAUUGAAGAGUCAAUAUCCAGUCCAUUUCUAGAAUAAAACAGACUUGGUUUUGUCUUCUAAUGUUACCUAUACAAGAUUUCCUUCUAAACAGACUUUUGCCUUUGUAUUUAUGAAUAUUGCCUUUUAAUAUUGUUUGAAUUGUCCUUUUCCCAUCUUGGUAAUACUCUGUGAUCCCUCUUUACAAUUGGGAACCACCGAUGUUUAAAUGCUUGGUACCUGGCCUACGCACCAUUUGAGAUGCCUUUAGAGUGUGGGGAUAUAUGAAUCUACUGAUUUCCUUUCCUUAAUGACAAGGACGUCCUUAGAUGUUCUGUUACCUUGCAUCAUCUCAGGUAUGUUACCAAUUUGUAUACAUUUAUUCCUUUCCCUCUAUUCUAAAACAUCUUUUCCGGUGGGGCACCUGGGUGGCUCAUUUGGUUAAGUGUGUUUUAGAUCUCAGCUCAGGUCUUGCUCUCAGGGUCAUGAGUUCCAGCCCCAUGUCGGUCACCAUGCUGGGCAUGGUGCCUACUUAAAAAAAAAAAAUCGGGGCGCCUGCGUGGCUCAGUUGGUUGAGCAUAUGACUCUUGGUUUAGUUCAGGUUGUGAUCUCAGGGUUGUGGGAUUGGGCUCUGCACUCAGCGUGGGGUCUGCUUCUCUCUCUCUCUCUGCUCCUCCCCCACUUGUACUCUCUCUCUCUCUCUCAAAUAAAUAAAAAAAAAUCUAAAAAAACCUUUUCCCACAGCUAGUUUAUAAUAUCUCUCAAUCUGCUUAAUCUCUGAAAUUGUAAUUUUGUUUCUUUUUCAUAGUUUCUUUUUCAUACUUCUUAUUUGCCUAAAAUCUAUUGUUUUUGAGUAAAGUUGCCAAAAGAUUAAGGGGGAUAUAUUUUUAGCUUUUAUGACUUUUUUUUUUUUAGAGAGAGAGCAUAUGUGAGUAGGGGGAGGGGAGGCAGGAGAGGGCGGAAUCUCAAGCAGACUCUGCUGAUCACGGAGUCAGAUGUGGGGCUUGAUCCCAUGGCCCUGAGAUCAAGACUGAGCCAGAUCAAGAGUUCGACACUUAACCCACUGAGCCACCUAGGCGCCCCUCUAUAACUAUUUUUUUAAAUAGCUCUAACUGAGGUGUGGAUCACAUACCGUGAAUUUUAUCUGUUUAAAAUAUAAAGUUUGAUGGCAUUUAUUGUAUUGACGGAAUUACUCAACCAUCUUCACAUUCUCAUUUUAAAGUAUUUUAGUAAUUCCAUAAAGAAAAUUUGUGUCCUACUGGUAGUCACUCCACAUUCUAGUGCUUCCCAGCCCUGGCUUCUAGACGACUUAUUAAUCGUUCUCUCUAUUGAUCGCUUCUUUUAUCAUUCUAUUGAUCGCUUCUUUUAUCAUUCUAUUGAUCGCUUUUAUCAUUCUAUUGAUCGCUUUUAUCAUUCUAUUGAUCACUUUUAUCAUUCUAUUGAUUGCUUCUUUUAUCAUUCUAUUGAUCGCUUCUUUUAUCAUUCUAUUGAUCGCUUUUAUCAUUCUAUUGAUCGCUUCUUUUAUCAUUCUAUUGAUUGCUUCUUUUAUCAUUCUAUUGAUCGCUUUUAUCAUUCUAUUGAUUGCUUCUUUUAUCAUUCUAUUGAUCGCUUCUUUUAUCAUUCUAUUGAUCGCUUUUAUCAUUCUAUUGAUCGCUUUUAUCAUUCUAUUGAUCGCUUUUAUCAUUCUAUUGAUCACUUCUUUUAUCAUUCUAUUGAUUGCUUCUUUUAUCAUUCUAUUGAUCGCUUCUUUUAUCAUGCCAUGUGUGGUCUUUGUGAAGCCUGUGACUGUUCUCAGGUCCAUUGGUCUGUGUCCUGGAUCAGUACUUCGUUCUGCUCAUUGCCGAAUAAUACUCCAUUUUAUGAAUAUACUCCAUCUUGCUUACUGAAAUGAGUUAAAGUAAAACUGUCAUUAAAUUUGCCAGUGAAAAUGGGCUUGAGAAUUACAACUCCGAAAAGCAGCCACAGUGAGACCACAGGCAAGAUGGAGAGCAGAGGAGAGGAGGCUCUUUCACAGAGGAAACUGGGCCUUGAAGAGGGGCUGUUAUAAACAGAAAGCCCAUUGGAGCAAACUGGGCUUGGAAGUGUCGUUGCUUCCCAUUGGCUGAGUUGUGACUGUCCCUCAUUGGCUGGGUUGUUGCCAUGUGGGGAAAUAAUCUUCCUCGUGUCGUCAUAGUAAAGUCGUAUCCGCUUCAACUGCAAGGUCCUUCUCUUGCUGUUGCUUCUGCAGUUGACCAUGCAUGGUAGCGUGUGGAAGCUCCACUGCUGGUCUUCUGACUCCGUCAUUCUUCUUCUUUUAAAAAUUUAUUUAUUUUAGAGAGGGAGAGCACGGACAGGGGAGGGGCACAGGGAGAGGGUGAGACAAUUCUCAGGCAGACUCCCUGCUAAGUGUGGAGCCUGACUCAGGUCUUGAUCUUACAACCCUGAGAUCAUGGCCUGAGUUGAAAUCAAGAGUCGGAGCCUUAACUGAAUGAGCCACCCAGUCGCCCCUCCUGAGUCCAUUCUUAGCAAGGUUUCCCUAUAUUAAUUUUUACAUUUCCCACUUUUGAUAGAGAUCUUUUCUCAAAUGCGUCACUGAUUAUGAGUCAGUUUUCCAUGUUUAGUGGUUUUGUUUCUUGGUGCCAGGAAAGACCUUUCCUGGUAGUGAUGUCACACAUCCUAGGGAAAGUGCAUAGCAGUUGGAAACCAGUUAAGGCCAUAUUUGAGUAACGAGAAAUAUUAGAAGGAAGCAGUCUCAGGCACUUCUCAUCUCUGGUCCCUAUUUAUCAAGAUGGUAAGCUCUGGAGAUUAUCUCCUUGCUGGAUACAUCACUUUUACAAUGUUUUGACAGGUAAUAACUAUGAAAGCAAAGGUAACAUGAAAAUCCAAAUUGUAUGACGGUUCUAAACCAGGACCCUAGGUCUGAAAAUAGCCAGUUGAAUAUUGGCAAUUUUCAGACUUGGGGAAAGUUUUUUUUAUUCUAUUGGUAAAAACCUGGAGUCAUGUAUUCCUCCUGGAAUUUGCAUACAGUAGGAACUGAAUCAGUAGCAUAUGGGAGUUAGGAAGAACAGGGUCCCAAGGGUUAACAAUGGUAUAUAUUGCUCAGAGGUUCUAGACAAACCUCCAUCUUCAGCCAUUGGGUUUUCUCCAACGUAAAAACAGGGACUAGUGUAUGGGAUGAUGGGCCUCUGAGGCUUGUAAUUUUCUACUAUGGGCUUGAUGCCUUAAAGAGCUUCUUUAUUUAUAGGGUAUUGAUUAAUUUUGGGGAGAUGCUUUGAGAGAUCUAUUUUAACCUUGAUGGGAGUCACACUGUGGACUCUACCAAUAUUAGUUGAGGUUUUUGCCCAGGAAGAGGAUGGUAGGUGAUCCAACCAAGACAAAUGAUCAGUGUCCCCAGACCCCACUAUAGUGUGUCAGAGAUGGAAGAGAUGAAAGAUUUGGAAGGGUCAUUUAUUUUCUUUGAUUGGCUGUGUUGAUUACUGUUAUCAAAUUCUAGAAUUAUUUCCCCUUUUUAGGACAAAGACACUUGUUUAAAAAAUAUCCACCCAAUUAAAUGAAUAGAGCCAUAGGAACUAAGUAGAAAAUGGUGUAUAUCUCAAAGGACCUAGACAAAAGGCAGUGGGUUCAGAUACAGGAACCUACUGAGGUUUGUUAGGGAACCCUACUAUUUAUAUUGUAGUCCUCCUAGGUGGGGGCUGCUGUACAGCAAGGGGUUGGACACGUGUCAACAAGGACAGAGAUUCAUUCCCAGUGUGGAGAGUGGUUUCUUUGAGCUGAUUACAAGGGAAGACUGGGAAGGGCCCCUGUGGUUCCCUGGAGCUCGAUCAUUGGGAAUGAAGAGGAAUUUGGGAAGUCUGGCUGCAGGGAUAGAGAUGUGGGCGUGUUUAAGUUGGUAGUGAUCUUUUUUCCAGUGUCCUGGUCCUCUGCAAGAAGAGGAGAAGAGUCAGGUUUGAGUUUUGUUUAGGAACCUCCAUUUGCCAGAAUUGAGAAUUAGGAAUUUUAGUGGUCUUGAGGCACCUGAUUGGCUCAGUCAGUAGAGUGUGCAGCUCUCGAUCUCAGGGUCGUGAGUUCAAGCCCCACCUUGGGCUUAGAGCCUACUUAAAAAAAUAAAAAAAUAAAUAAAAUAAUUUUAGCGGUUUUUAUUUUAGGUGACUCAUCUAGGAUGUGUGUGGAUGGUUUGCCAGAUUAUAUCUGCAGUGGACAUAUUUUCACAUUCUAUCCUGGUCCUUUUAACUAAAGGAAAAAGACACUGGUUCUGCUCUUUAAUAAACAUAGACUUAAAUGCUACCUGGGUGGAUUCCACAUCUACAGGAAGACCAGAAUUUUCUUUAAAGACAAUUUGGAGUUGAUUUGUAAUAGUUGUGGAAAGACCGAUGAUCAUGUAAUGUUAACUUUAAAAGUAAACCUGCCAGGGAUGCCUGGGUGGCUCAGUGGGUUAAAUGUAAACCUGUCAGUUAUUUUACUAGCAAAAAUGGGUUUAUUUAGUAAUAGCAGAGAUUUGCAAUUCUUUUUUUUUUUUUUUAGAUUUUAUUUAUUCGUCAGAGAGAGGAGAGAGAAAGAGGCAGAGGGAGAGGCAGGCUCCCCGCUGAGCAAGGAGCCCAAUUCGGGACUCAGUCCCAGGACUCUGGGAUCAUGACCUGAGCCAAAGGCAGAUGCUUAAUGAACUGAGCCAACCAGGUGCCUGGAGAUUUGCAAUUCUGUUACGUAAAAGCACAGGCAGGUCUGGAGAACAAAGGGAGGACCUCUCUUUUAUAGUGGAGAGGGGAUGUUGGGAGGGGCUGUUCCAAACGAUAUCCACUGGAGCAAACUUGGGGUUCUACCCCUAGUGUCUUCUCAUAGGGUGGGCUGUGACUGUCUCUUAUUGGCUGGGCUGUUGCAGGGGAGGAGGAAACUUUCCUUCCUUUCUCCUGCUGGGGCAGUAAUGUGUCCAAGGUUGUCUCUUGCUGUUGAGUGCAGUGGAGAAUGAGUGGUACUGGUGGGAGCUCCCCCUGUGGCCUUCUAAUUCUAUUUGAGUCAUGUCUCCUUUAUUCAUUUUCAAAGAGUUGGUGGGCCUUUGGGUGGUUUUCACUUGCUGGCUAUUAUGAAUCAAGCUGCUGAGAGUAUAUGGAAAUUAGUGUUGGUGUUGGUGCUCAUCUUCACUUGUCUUGGGUAGAUCAAUAUUAGGAGUGGAAUUGCUGUAUUGCACGGUAACUCGACGUUACUCAUUUUGAGGAUGCACCAGACACCUCCAAAUGGCUGCACCAUUUUCCAUCCCCAGCAGCAGAAAUGCAUGAGAGUUUCCCCUUCCUCACAUCCUCACCAGCACUUGUUUCUUUGUAGCCAUUCUAGUGGGUCUGAAGGGGUAUCUGCUUAUAGUUUGAGGUCCAUUUUCCUGAUAACUAACAUCUAGCAUCUUUUCCUGAACCUAUUGGCCACUUGCAUAUCUUCUGUAGAAAAGUAUCUGCUCAUAUUCUUUCCCCAUGAUUUGAUCAUAUUAUUUUUCUUUAUAUUGUUGUCUUUUAUUUUUCAUGGUUGUCAUAUGGAUUUUUAAAACAUAUUUAAGAUACAGGACUUACCAGGUGUGUGAUACGCAGACCCCAGUUAUAACCACAGUUGAAGUAGAAUUUACCUUCCUAUUAAGUGAUAUGGUUGGCAUAUGGGAUUUUUUUUUUCACUAAGUUUUGAGAACACAGUUUUUGUUUAGAAAAUCUGAUUUUUUGAAAAAAGUAAUUUUUUGAACUCUGUAUUUCAUGAGUGUGGUGUCAUCCCUUGUUGCUCUAAAGAUAUGGAUUAGCCUUGUUUUCUUUCUCUGUUAAAGUCACCAGUGGCUGUUUGUUACCAUCAGUCCCUCAGGGGCUCUUCUUCCUGGUGCCCUUCUCCUUGAAUUCUGGGCUCUGAGGUAUAUAUUUGAGGCCCUGAUGACUUCCAUGAUUCUUCCAGAACUGAAAUAACUCUUACGCACCAGGUGUGCCAGGUCCCUGGUCCGUGUCCAUGCUCACAGUCCACCUGAUCCAGGGAAAGGGUUGUGUCUGCCUCUGCGGGGAUAGAGGGGACUGCACCAGCCUCCUUGACCUUGUUGCCUUCCAAGGAGAGAUCUGCUUAAGUCAAGUGUCCACAACAUCCUGACAUUCUGGUUCAAGUUCUUGGAGCUGACAAGGCUAUAAAUCUUUGAUCAAGUCAAAGAUGUGUUUGUUGUCUGAUUUUGUGUUGUUUGAAUAAGGAUUUCAUUUUCCAUUCUUUACUGUACUGGAGUGCUCAGAUCUGCUCUGAGUCAGCAAAAAUAGCCUAUAUUUGGGUGUAUGUAAGUCUGUAUCAGCCGUUGUCAUCUCCCUCUGCUUCGGGUUCCCAGCCCCUCCCAUCACUGAAUGCGUGGCAGCGGAUGUGCUCGCGUGUUGUCACUUCCCACACGGAUGUGACUCAGGUCCUAGGAUGUGACUCACGCUCCCUGCGUGUCACCGCCCCCCCUCCCCAAUCCUCCCACGCACAUGGGUGAGGAGGGAGCGUUGCUGCAAUAGGAUACGUGGGAUGUUUCAGGACGCGGUGGUCUUCGCGGAUGUGGCUGUGUACUUCACCCCGGAAGAGUGGGCUUUGCUGGAUCGUGGUCAGAGGAGGCUCUACAGAGAUGUGAUGCUGGAGACCUGCAGGAACCUGGCCUCGCUGGAUUGUUGCAUUCAAGUUAAGCCUUGUGGAUCAGGGACUCAGCUGAAUAUUUUGGAGAGUGAACUAUCCAGUGAAGACAAAAUAGUAAGAUUUAUAAGAAACGAUUCCUGGGCUCUUUUUGGAGAAAACUGGGUGUUUCAUCACAUUGGAGAUCGGUCCCAAUCCCAGGAGAGGUGUUUGAGAAAUCAUUUGGUGGAGCGUGUCUGUGAAAGCAAUGAAGAUAAUCAAUGUGGAGAUACCAUAAACCAGAUUACAAGUCUUAGUGUGCAUGAGGAUUGUCCUACUGGAGACAAAUCCUGUGAAUGUGCUAAGUGUAGAGAAGCCUUCAUAGAUGGUUCUUUCCCUGAGAAUCCACAAAGAUCUCAGCCUGGACACAAACCUAGUCCCUGUGAAGAAUGUGGGCCGGCCUGUAGCUGUGUCUCGAGGCUCAGCACUCACGUGGACACAGACCUUGUAGAGAAACCCUAUGAACAUCAGGACACUGGGAGAUCAAAAAGAGACUUGAAGAGUCUCGGUAGUAAAAAGUCUUUAGAGUGCAAGAAGUGUGGAAAAGCGUUCACUUGCACCUCAUCCUUUCAGGGUCAUGUAAAGGGUCACUGUGGACAGAGAGUCCAUGCGUGUGAUGUGUGUGGGAAAGCUUUUAUGUAUCAGUCCUACCUUACACGUCACGUGAGAACUCACACUGGGGAGAGACCCUAUGAAUGUGUGGAGUGUGGGAAAGCCUACAGCUGCCUCUCGUAUUUCCGAGAACAUGUGAGAACACACAGUGGUGAGAAACCCUAUGAAUGUAAGCAGUGUGGGAAGACAUUCAAGUAUCCUGCGUCCUUGCAAGGACACAUGAUGACACACACUGGAGAGAGACCGUACCUGUGUCAGCAAUGUGGGAAAGCCUUCAGUUGUCCCAAAUACUUCAGAAGACACGUGAGAACGCACAGUGGACUGAAACCCUAUGAAUGUACGUUAUGUGGGAAAGCCUACAGUUGUUCCUUAUCUCUUCGAGAACAUGUCAGAACACACAGCGAAGAGAGACCCUACGAAUGUCAGCAGUGUGGGAAGGCUUUCAGACAUCCUCGAUACUUCCAGAGACAUGUGAGGAUGCACAGUGGAGUGAAGCCCUACGAGUGUAAGGAGUGCGGAAAAGCAUACAGCAGCUCGACAUCACUGCAGGAACACGUGAGGACGCACACUGGGGAGAGGCCCUUUGAGUGUCAGCAGUGUGGGAAAGCCUUCACUCGUCACUCCUCCCUUCAAGGACACGUGAGGGCGCACAGUUUGGAGAAACGUUACGAGUGUGCACAAUGCGGGAAAGCCUUCCGGUGGUCCUCGUCCUUACAGAAACACGUGCGAACGCACAGUGAAGAGAAACCCUAUGAAUGUCAGCAGUGUGGCAAAGCCUUCUGGUACCCAGCCAACCUGCGAGCACACGUGAAGACACACACUGAGGAGAGACCCUAUGAAUGUCCGCACUGUGGGAAAGCCUUCAGCUGUCACUCCUCCCUUCAAGUCCACGUGAGAAAGCACAACGGGGUGAAACCCUACGAAUGCAAGGAGUGUGGGAAAGCCUUCUGGUAUCCAGUAAACCUGCGGGCACACGUGAGGACUCACACUGGGGAGAGACCCUAUGAAUGUCAGCAGUGCGGGAAAGCCUACAGGUGUCGGGCAAACCUGCGGGUCCAUGUGAGGACUCACACUGGGGAGAGACCGUAUGAAUGUCAGCAGUGUGGGAAAGCCUUUAGGUAUCCUGCAAACCUGCGAGCCCACGUGAGGACUCACACUGGGGAGAGACCCUAUGAAUGUCAGCAGUGUGGGAAAGCCUUCAGGUACCCCACAAACCUGCGAGCCCACGUGAGGACUCACACUGCGGAGAAACUCUGAAUACAAGGACUGUGGGAAAGCCUUCAUUUGUCCUUAAAAUCUUGUAAAGCCAAUCAGACACACUGGCAGGAAACCUUAUGAACGUAAAGAAUGUUGGAAAACCUUCAGGUAUAGCACCUCAUAUAUUUUGUACAUAAAAACUCAGGGCUGGACAGCAGUCUUUUAUUUGUUAUAAACAUAGUUGUGCCUUAUAAGUGCCUCGUCCAUAACAGGGAUCUCUGUUGUAUUUAUUUCCACUGUGUGUUGCUGAGAGGAACACCUAAGAUAAAAUAUUCCUCUAUGUGCCCUUUGUAUGAAAUAUAUUUCAUUAUCUCACACAUGAAAAGAUUGUAUAGUUAUAUAAAACUUAUCUCAUUUCCAUUACAAUGUCUUUGGGCCUCAGGGGUGAUAAGUGAUUUGUAAAUAUAUCUUGUCCUCUGUUGUGGAUACUGGAAAUUCCAACUCGGUAUCUACCCUUCCUUCCAGUCUUUAUGAUUGAGUGAUGUAUCUUCACAUUUGCUUGUUGCUGCUGUAUACCACACCUGUGCUCCACACAGAAAUUAGUAAAUGUGCAGGGAUGUUGAGAGAGGACAGUCUCCUCCGAUUAUGUUCAUAUUUUGACCUCUGCUGAUCGCCCUUCCUCUUGGUUGUUCAUCAGUCAUGACGUGUUAAGAAGAGAAACCUUGUGGUGUGAAGAUGAAAGCUAGCAUCUGACUGGUUCUACUGGAUUUCUUUGUGAGCAUGGUGAGGCAGGAGACCAUAUGUCUCAGAGUCCUUCUCUGUGCGGUUCUGAAAUGAAGGCCCUGAGGAAAGAAACUGCGUGAAGAAGCCAUGAUUUUCCAGCAGGAGACAGAUGCCAGGGGACCCAUGUUGGCCUGGGUCACAGCACAUUUUCCUGACUUCUGAUCUGUCGUUUGGAAUGGCCCCCAACCUAGCACAAGUUUGACGUUAGUUUUUGUUAAGUAGCAUACUCCAGAGACUUUUCCACAACCUCUCCUGUGACGGAUGGUCUUGGUUUUCAGGUCCAUACAGUUCCUUGCUUUGCCCUGUGGCUCUUUGUGUCCAUGAGGCCACCUCUUCAGGCUAUCGUGUGUAGGGAUCUCCCAUGCUUUUCCUAAUACAUGAUUUCUGUGCUAAGCAUCUUGUCUCUCUCAGGAUAGAUCUGUGUCCUGCCUCCCCCUCUGACAGAUUUAAUGCUACAGCCUCAAAUGCAGGAAAACUGCUUCCCUGGUUGCACUGACCCUGUAUUUCUUCCUUCUGGAUGUUUCCAUAAUUGGAAUAAGCACUUGUGAGUGUAUGGCAGUUUGUGGGAAUUUUCCCCUAUAGCUGACUGCUAUCUAAGAGAUAAAUCCAGUAUGCUUAAUUACUUUCUGUUGUUAAAUGUAAUUCCUUUCUGUUAAAUGUGAUUUCCCAGUGGUUUUUUAUUUUUAAUAUGUGAUUCAAAACAAUGGUUUUGUUUGUUUUGUCAAAUGUGGUUCUCUACAUUGCUUCAUGGAAACCACAUUACUGAGGUUUUCAAAUCUGUUUGCAUACCUGCAAAUGAUAUUAUGUUUUAUGUUUCACAACUUAGUUCUUUUAUGUUUUAUGUUUCACAACUUAGUUCUUUUAUUAUUUGUUUUAAAGAUUUUGAGUGAGAAAGUGAGCAUGAGCAGGAUGACUGGAAGGGGGAGAAGCAGACUCCCCACUAAGCAGGGAGCCUGAUGCAGGGCUCAAUUCCAGGACCCUGAGAUCAUGACCUGAGCUGAAGGCAGAUGCUUAACUGACUCAGCAGCCCAGUUGCCCCUCACAACUGAGUUCUUUUAAAAUAUCCCAUUCUAGAGGAUUAACUUUCUUCUAGUUGUGUCAGUUUUUUGGAAAUACUUAUUCUGGGUUAAUAGGACUAAGUACAUAAACAUUUGACAUUUUCCUUCUGAUCGGUGUUUCUUCAAUACCCAUGCAGCUGCUACCACUGUCUCAUUAAAAUGACUUACUCCUGGGGCAACUGGGUGGUGCAGUCGGUUCAGUUCCAAUUCUUGGUUUCAGCUAGGGUUGUGAUCUCAGGGUCGUAGGAUCAAGCCCUGAGUUGGGCUUCAUGCUGAGCAUGGAGUCUGCUAAAAUUUCUUCCUCUCCCUCUGCUCCUCCCCACCUCAUGCUCUCUUUCUCUCUCUCUCAAAUAAGUCUUUUUAAAGAAAUUACUCCCAAUGGUGAAACCCUUAAUGUUGCCUAUGUAGUGGUCUCUGACAAAGAACACCAGGAGUCAUGGUCUUGCAGCUCAAGAGUGUGGGAGAGGGAGCCAGACACAUGUAUCUUCCCUAUUUGUCAACAACGAAACAAACCACAUUUGUGGUGAGGUGAGUCUUAGUUGUGGGAAUGACUUACAACUCGGUGCUCCAGGCAUAACUGCCCUGAGGAAAUUGGGAAUGCUGCUUCUCAAUGUUUAUUGUCCAAAUAGCUCUGAGACAUUUACAUGAAAGUCCAUACCAGAAUGGAAACAUGUCCUUCCUCCUCAUUCCUUCUUGCUGGGGAUUGUGCUGAAUUGUGCUGAACAGGACGUUUCUUGCUGUGAUGGAUGGGUAAGGGGUUGGUCAUGCUUCACCCAGUGGUGUCUCCUUGUAUUAAUUCCAGUGGAGGAAAGAUGGGCCGUGCCUUUCUCUUUCCUUCCGACCACUCACGCUUCUGUUGAUCUGCCCCCAGUUGACACAGGUCAGUUUCUAUCUCCAUCAGAUGGCCCCCAGGGAUGCUCCUCUGGCCCUGGGCCUGGUGCAAGUAUGGUUGUAUUUUGGGUGGAGCUGGUUGGGCUCCAUGUCUGAGAGGGUUUGUAAGGUGAGCAGGCCCACUGGGACUUGGGGAAGGAAUGUGGUAGUGUGAAUGCACAAUAAGGAUACCUGUACAGUUUUUGCAGAGAGGAGUGCUUCUGUCUAAUUAUUCCAACCACUGUGGAAUGGGAUUUGCUCUCUACUGUCCUCAGUUCACCAAUACGACCAGUGAUCGUGUGGAUCCCACACACUAGUAAGGGUUAAUAUAGGUGCACUGAACUGAAACAGCAUGGAAGGUGUGCAUCACAAGCACAUUUCAAUGUCACCACCAGUGGGAAACAGUCCAUAUGUGACAUUUUCCAUGGAACUCUCUUUCUCAUAGCAGAACCAUGAAAUCCAAUUUCAAAUAUUUUACAAAUUGUUAACCCUUCCAUGUACCCAGAGAUCAUUUUCCCUGUGAUUUUAUGGUUCUUUUGUUUCCAGUUCUCUUCAGAACCUGAGAGCGAAGUUUUGCAGGGGUGCCCACUUGAUGCUUGUUUGUAGGCUCCGAAUCUGCACCUGUUCUGUGUCCUUUAGUGGUUGGCCAGUCGUAUGUGGCCAAACAAGGGACACAGGAAGGUCCAGGGAGACAGUGGAUUGUACUCAGGUCCUAGAAGGACAGUCAGUGCUUGUAAAGAAGGGGUGAUGUUGGGGAACACCUGGGGAGCAAGCAGGAGUGGGAGGGUGGGAAGCAAUGAGCAUGAGGGCGUGGGCAAGUGCCUGCAGUGUCUAGAUCAAUGUGGAGUGUCAUCGUUUGCUUUGAGCUGAGUGUGUGGCACACGAGGGAGCGAGGGAGGCUCAAUAUUUAGCACCUGACACUGAAUAUAGAGUCUGGGAAAGAAAGGCUCAAUUUGAAUCAUGAUCCUGACUUGGUUCCUUUCUUGCUCUGUGGCCUUUGGAAAAUCACCUGCAUCUGUAGGCCUCAGGUAGCUCAUGCAAGGAGAUAAAAACAUUAUCUACCUUAUAGAGUUUGCUGAGGAGCAACUGGGUUUAUCCAUGCUGAGUUCCUUUAUGGAGAACAUUUAAUGCAGUGCCGGAUGUGAGUAAGCAAGAUGUCAGUGUUCACAUAGUAAAUGAGAACGCAAACAUAGCCUCAGACGGUGGAAGCUGGCCUGGAGCUCACUACUGGGCUGUGGCUUUCUCUCACUGAGCAGAAACAAUAUCACCCACCUGUCCUCCGGCGAGGCACUUCCUUGUCUGUGGUGAGUCAGGGCACAUGAAGACCGUGUCGCGGUCAUGUCAGUAAGGAGGCUAAAAAAUGAAGUCCAAUCUGUAAAAAUCAGCAAAUAUUCCCUGCCUCUAGCUGAUGUGCCUGGUGCCUCUCCGAGUUUCAGCUGCACUGCAUUUUUCCUGCUCUCUAGAUAAGAACUAUUAAGUUCUUCGGGGCACCUGGGUGGCUCAGUUGGUUAAGCAUCUGCCUUUGACUCAGGUUAUGAUCCCAGGAUCCUGAGAUCCAGCCCUGCAUUGGGCUCCCUGCUCAGCGGGGAAUCUCCUUCUCCCUCUCUGCCCCUUCCCUAUGCUCUUUCACUCCCUUCUCCUUAGUUCUCUAUUCCUAUGCACCUGACAUUGCUUAGAAAAGUAUCACGCUGGGAUUUCUUUCUCUCAGAGGGGGAAUAAUUCUAGAAUUUGACAGUAGUAAUCACAGUCACCAACAAGGGGGGUUAAAUGAUGCUUCAACGUCCUUUAUUUGCUCCAUAUCUGACACACUAUUACAGUCUGGGGACACUGAUCAUUUGUUCUUAUGAGAUCAGCCACCAUCCUUUCUGGGCAAAAUCUUCAACGGAUACUGACGGAAUCCAUGGUGCGCCUCCCAUCAAGAUUCAAAUAGACCCCUCAAAAGUUCUCCCUAGAAGGGGCACUUGGGUGGCACAAUCGGUUAGGUGACUGACUUUUGGUUUUGGCUCAGGUCGUGAUCUCAGGGUUGUGAGAUGGAGCCCCAGGUCUGGCUCUGCGCUCAGCACAGUCGUCUUUAGAGUCUCUCUCCCUUUCCCUCUGCCCCUCCCACUCCGUGCUUCUCUCUCAAAUAAAUGUCUUAAAAAAUAGUUCUUCCCAGAAUUAAUCAGUACCCCAUAAAUAAAACAGCUCUUCAAGGCAUCAAACCA
This is a messenger RNA of Mirounga angustirostris (Northern elephant seal), 16452 nucleotides long. RefSeq names its product zinc finger protein 77. The record is from RefSeq and is a predicted model, not a curated record. Gene Ontology annotation, biological process: regulation of transcription by RNA polymerase II. Bases 9588 to 11597 code for a protein of 669 amino acids. The transcript has 3 exons. Gene Ontology annotation, molecular function: DNA-binding transcription factor activity, RNA polymerase II-specific; RNA polymerase II cis-regulatory region sequence-specific DNA binding. NCBI's taxonomy places the organism in Eukaryota, Metazoa, Chordata, Mammalia, Carnivora, Phocidae.